Messenger RNA from Sceloporus undulatus (fence lizard), 4583 nucleotides. It is a transcript of the gene CPSF1, whose product is annotated as cleavage and polyadenylation specific factor 1. Gene Ontology annotation, molecular function: protein binding; nucleic acid binding. Bases 111 to 4451 code for a protein of 1446 amino acids. The transcript has 38 exons. Gene Ontology annotation, cellular component: mRNA cleavage and polyadenylation specificity factor complex; nucleus. Lineage: Eukaryota; Metazoa; Chordata; Lepidosauria; Squamata; Phrynosomatidae. The record is from RefSeq and is a predicted model, not a curated record.
AUGCUUCCGGCGGCGGGAGCUGUUUCCGGCCGGAGCGGUUUCGGCGAUGCACCCGCGGAGCCGGCGGAAGCGGCAGCGGAGCGGUGAGGCGCGGGAGGGAGCCUGCCGCCAUGUAUGCCGUGUACAAGCAGGCGCACCCUCCCACGGGGCUGGAGUUCUCAAUGUACUGCAAUUUCUUCUCCAACGCCGAGCGCAACUUGGUGGUGGCAGGGACCUCCCAGCUGUUUGUUUAUAGGCUCAACCAUAACUCAGAGGCUUCCAUCAAAAAUGACAGGAACACAGAGGGCAAAGGUCACAAGGAGAAACUGGAACUGGUGGCUGCCUUUUCUUUCUUUGGCAAUGUCAUGUCCAUGGCCAGCGUGCAGCUUGCGGGAGCCAAGAGAGAUGCCCUCUUGCUGAGCUUCAAGGAUGCCAAGCUCUCAGUCGUGGAGUAUGACCCUGGCACCCAUGACCUGAAAACCCUUUCCCUUCAUUACUUUGAGGAGCCAGAACUGAGGGAUGGCUUUGUGCAGAACGUCCACAUCCCCAAAGUACGGGUGGACCCAGAUGGGCGCUGUGCAGUAAUGCUAAUCUAUGGCACACGACUGGUUGUGUUGCCCUUCCGCAGAGAUACACUGACGGAUGAGCAUGAAGGAGUCGUGGGUGAAGGCCAGAAAUCCAGUUUUCUACCCAGCUACAUCAUCGAUGUGCGAGAGCUGGAUGAAAAGCUGCUCAACAUCAUCGACAUGCAGUUCCUCUAUGGCUACUAUGAGCCCACCCUCCUCAUCCUCUUUGAGCCCAACCAGACCUGGCCUGGGCGGGUUGCUGUGCGCCAGGACACCUGCAGCAUUGUUGCCAUCUCCUUGAACAUCAUGCAGAAGGUCCACCCAGUCAUCUGGUCCCUCAGCAACCUGCCCUUUGACUGCACACAGGCCUUGGCAGUACCCAAGCCCAUUGGUGGUGUUGUGAUCUUUGCAGUGAACUCACUGCUUUACCUGAAUCAGAGUGUGCCACCUUAUGGCGUAUCCCUCAACAGCCUCACCAACGGCACCACAGUCUUCCCACUAAGGAUCCAGGAAGGAGUGAAACUCACCCUGGACUGUGCCCAAGCAACGUUCAUCUCCUAUGACAAAAUGGUGAUAUCCCUGAAAGGAGGGGAGAUCUAUGUGUUGACUCUCAUCACUGAUGGCAUGCGGAGCGUCCGAUCCUUUCACUUUGACAAGGCGGCAGCCAGUGUCCUCACUACUUGCAUGAUCACCAUGGACCCUGGUUAUCUGUUCCUGGGCUCCCGGCUGGGCAAUUCCCUCCUUCUCAAGUACACCGAAAAGCUCCAGGAUGCCCCAGUGAGCGUUGUCCCCAAGGACCCCACAGAGAAAGUGGAAGAGCCUCCUGUCAAGAAAAAACGUGUGGAGCAGCCCGCAAAUUGGCCAGGGGGAAAGUCAGCCCCGCAGGAUGAGGUGGAUGAGAUUGAGGUGUAUGGCAGUGAAGCUCAGUCCGGGACCCAACUUGCCACUUAUUCUUUUGAGGUGUGUGACAGCAUCCUGAACAUUGGUCCCUGUGCCAACGCUGCCAUGGGUGAGCCUGCCUUUCUCUCUGAAGAGUUCCAGAAUAGCCCGGAGCCUGACCUGGAAAUCGUGGUGUGCUCGGGCUAUGGCAAGAAUGGUGCCCUCUCGGUCCUGCAGAAAAGCAUCCGGCCUCAAGUAGUGACCACCUUUGAACUCCCCGGCUGCUAUGACAUGUGGACAGUGAUUGCACCCCAGAAGAAUGAAACCACAACUCAGGAGGAAGAUACUCAGGGAGACAGUGCCGAGAAGGAGUCUACUCCACCAGAGCCUCCAGAUGAUGGAAAGAGGCAUGGGUUUCUCAUCCUAAGCCGUGAAGACUCCACCAUGAUCCUGCAAACAGGCCAGGAGAUCAUGGAGCUGGACACAAGCGGCUUUGCCACCCAGGGGCCCACUGUGUACGCAGGCAACAUUGGGGAGAACCGUUACAUUGUCCAGGUGUCUCCCCUGGGUAUCCGACUGCUGGAAGGAGUGAACCAGCUGCACUUCAUCCCCGUGGACCUUGGCUCUCCCAUUGUGCAGUGUGCAGUGGCUGACCCUUAUGUGGUGAUCAUGAGCUCCGAGGGGCAGGUCACCAUGUUUGUGCUGAAGAGUGACACCUACGUAGGCCGGACACACCGCCUCACCUUGCAGAAGCCCCAGUUGCACCACCAAUCAAAGGUGAUUGCGUUGUGUGUGUACCGGGAUGUCAGUGGGAUGUUCACCACCGAGAGCCAUUCAUCGAGCUCCCGAGAUGAGCUCUCUUUGAGGAGCCAGUCGGAAUCAGAGGCUCCCAUUCAAGAUAUCAGCAACACGGUAGACGAUGAGGAAGAGAUGCUCUAUGGAGACUCUAGCUCUCUAUUCAGCCCCAACAAGGAAGAGCCUCGUCGUUCCAGCCUACCUUCGGCCGACAAGGACCCUCACCAGUACAAGUCAGAGCCCACCCACUGGUGUGUGCUGGUGCGGGAAAAUGGGGCCAUGGAGAUCUACCAGCUGCCCGAGUGGCGCCUGGUCUUCCUGGUGAAGAAUUUCCCCAUGGGGCAGCGAGUGCUUGUGGACAGCUCCUUUGGGCAGCCUGCCAGCCAGGGUGAAGCCAAAAAGGAGGAGGUCAUCCGCCAGACUGAAAUGCCACUGGUCAAAGAGGUGCUCCUAGUAGCCCUGGGCAACCGACAGACCCGUCCCUACUUGCUGGUCCAUGUUGAUCAAGAGCUGCUCAUCUAUGAGGCCUUCAACCACGACUCCCAGCUGGGCCAGACAAACCUCAAAGUGCGCUUUAAGAAGGUUCCUCACAACAUUAACUUCCGAGAGAAGAAGCCUCGUCUGUCGAAGAAGAAGCCCGAGAGUGUAGGAGGAGAGGAACUGGGUGUCCCGCGAGGGCGGGUGGCCCGUUUCCGCUACUUUGAAGACAUCUAUGGUUACUCAGGGGUGUUCAUCUGUGGUCCCUCUCCACACUGGUUGCUGGUAACAUCUCGGGGGGCCCUGCGCCUGCACCCCAUGACCAUUGAUGGCGCAAUUGAGUCCUUUGCUCCCUUCCACAAUGUCAACUGCCCCAAGGGCUUCCUGUACUUCAACCGGCAGGGGGAGCUGCGCAUCAGCGUCUUGCCUGCCUAUCUUUCAUAUGAUGCACCGUGGCCUGUCCGGAAGAUCCCACUGCGCUGCACAGUGCACUAUGUGGCAUACCAUGUUGAGUCCAAGGUCUAUGCCAUAGCUACCAGCAUCAACAACUCUUGCACUCGGAUCCCUCGCAUGACGGGAGAGGAGAAAGAGUUUGAGACAAUUGAGCGAGAUGAUCGUUACAUCCACCCACUGCAGGAGGCCUUUUCUAUCCAGCUCAUCUCUCCUGUUAGCUGGGAGACGAUCCCAAACACCAGGAUUGACUUGGAGGAGUGGGAGCAUGUGACCUGCAUGAAGACAGUGUCUUUGAAGAGUGAGGAGACCGUCUCAGGUCUGAAGGGGUACAUUGCUGUGGGGACUUGCCUCAUGCAGGGCGAAGAGGUGACCUGCCGGGGCCGGAUCUUGAUCAUGGACAUCAUUGAAGUGGUUCCAGAGCCUGGACAGCCCCUCACCAAGAACAAAUUCAAGGUGUUGUAUGAGAAAGAGCAAAAGGGCCCCGUGACUGCCCUCUGCCAUUGCAACGGCUACUUGGUGUCAGCUAUUGGCCAAAAGAUCUUCUUGUGGAGCCUGAAGGACAAUGACCUGACCGGUAUGGCUUUCAUCGACACGCAGCUCUACAUUCACCAGAUGAUCAGUGUCAAGAACUUCAUCCUGGCAGCUGAUGUCAUGAAGAGCAUCUCGCUGCUCCGCUACCAGGAGGAGAGCAAGACAUUGUCGCUUGUCAGCCGGGAUGCCAAGCCUCUGGAAGUUUAUAGUGUGGACUUCAUGGUAGACAAUGCCCAGCUGGGAUUCCUUGUGUCGGACAGGGAUCGGAACCUCUUGGUCUACAUGUAUCUGCCAGAAGCAAAGGAAAGUUUUGGUGGGAUGAGGCUCCUCCGUAGGGCUGAUUUCCAUGUGGGUGCCCACGUCAAUGCCUUCUGGAGGACAUCAUGCCGUGGAGCCAUGGAAGGGCCCACCAAGAAAUCCAGCGCUUGGGAGAACAAGCAUAUCACCUGGUUUGCCACUCUGGACGGUGGGAUCGGGUUGCUACUGCCCAUGCAAGAGAAGACAUACCGGCGUCUGCUGAUGCUCCAGAAUGCUCUGACCACAAUGCUGCCCCAUCAUGCUGGACUCAACCCCCGUGCCUUCAGGAUGUUGCACAUGGACCGGCGCAUCUUGCAAAAUGCCGUGCGGAACAUCCUAGACGGGGAGCUGCUGAACCGUUACCUGUACCUUAGCACUAUGGAGCGCAGCGAGCUGGCAAAGAAGAUUGGCACCACCCCUGACAUUAUCCUGGAAGAUUUGCUGGAGAUUGAUCGUGUCACAGCUCAUUUUUAGGUGGCUCUGUUCCUCCACUUUUGUAUAGUCUGUCUGGACUGACUCUCUGUCUGUUGUUCUCGUUACAUGUAUGGGUUUUUUUUUAAACUGGAAAAUGUUUGUAAAAAAAAUAAAAUUCUAAUUUCACAAUGA